CUGGUAACUGGUCAUGGUGGAACAAUGAGAUGAUAACAAACAAGUUGUUUAACUUUCACUUCCCGAGAAAGCGUAAGACAAAAGGUGUUGUUUAUCAGGACAAGCCUACGCUCAGCACGAGCAUGUUUGCCUCGACAUUAGAUGAAAGGUUAGCAUUUUAAUCUCUAUAGAUUACAUCUACAUUAUGCAACCUGUCGAGCUUUUGGCUGGCUGAGUGCAGUCUUUUAUCUUUUGGCCUCCAUCUGCAAGUGAAGGUCUUUGGAUUGCCGUAUAGAGUGCACACCAGUUUUUUUUCUUAACUUAAAGAAGCAGUAACACUUGAAAAUAUUAGCCUUGUAAUUUUAAGUACCUGUUUUUGUAUUCAGUCAAAGUGUCUGUUGUAAAAUGUUAAUACGCAUCCCUCUCUUAACGCCUGAUGUUUUACAGAUGUUUUGAGCAUCGGUGGUUCUAAUGACUGUGUUUUGGAAUUGUGUAUAUUCUUUCUAACUGGACCCUACAGAGCCAUCAGUGUGCCUGGUUGGUCAUAUGUGCUUGUGAUAUUUCUGAAUAUGCAGUCUCUCUUUCCGCCUCUGUCGCUGUGCUCCAGCCGCUGCUGUGUAACUUGUGUGACGUCAGUGAUUCUGCUCACCUUCCCUCUUCCACUUCUACUCACUGCAAUUUAUCUCUCUGCCUUGUGUUUGUUGCAAGUUCAUGCCUUCUCACUGCGCACACAUAAGAUGGGGAAUGUUCUCUGAAAUGAGCUUCAUUAGUGACCCCCAUACUGUGUGAACCGAAUGUCAUAUAAUGCUGUUUGUAAUCUCCUUUCUUCUUCCUCAACCGAACCUCCAUGGUGAUUUGUCAUGUUCAGGUAGAGCCAAAAAAAAAAAACCUCCCAUUCCAUGCAGCUGCAAGAAACAAGCUCUUCCUCAGGCCGAGCCGUCGCACCAUGUCCGAAUGGAGGGACUCGUGUUUCCAAGUUCAUCCUUGUGUUGCUCUGACCUGUCUUUCUUUUUGGUCCCAGUGAUCUAGACAGAGACUUUUGGAAUAACAAUGACAGCAGCACAGUGCAGCAGAGGUGGAGUUCCUAUCCGCCGAAGGAGUUCGUAUUAAACAUUUCUCCUUAUGCCCCAUAUGGAGAUCCUCGCCUCACACUCAAGUGAGUCUUGGUCCAAGGCCGGUAAGAGACACCCCCCUGAGCAGGGCUGUAUUGAGGCAGGGGCAUCACCACCACCAUGCUUCCCCUUAUUUCCUUUCCUCUCCUCCCUCUUUACUGCCGCUUUUCACACCAGCCUCCUCUCCUGCCACGCGCUAUCUAUCCAGUCAAAUUCAUGUGGAUGUCAUGAUUCCUGACAGCUUAUUACAUCCACCGUUUAAUCAUCUUCAUUAUUUAUUUUUAUUCCUCAGCCAGCUAACUUUAUGGGCAAACAAGACAAUCAGGAAAUCGGCGUAUAAUAAAAAUAACUUUCAGUGCUUGUUUUGUUGCGUCAGCUAGUCCGACCCAUGCUCUACACUCCAGGCCAUCCAUGGUGACUAAUGAUCAGUCAUAAUCUGCUUGGUAAAUGCGAGUGGCGAAAAUGUCAUACACGCAAAGAGGCCACGCGGCUGACGCUUAACUACGAGUGCGUCGGGGGAAGCAGCGCUGCGAUUCCCUCCGGCUCACUUUCGCUGCAACCCCUCACCUUCUAAUGAACACCCAGGCGUACGCUCAGUUGCCCCCUCCACUCCCUACAGCCCUGCCGGUCCCACUAACUCCUGACCUGUAACCUUCUACCUCUCUUCCCAUGGAGUGCUACCAUGGAGACGGACAACCCUUGUUGUCUUCGUUCCAAAGAUGUUGACUAGAGCGCACCUCUGUAGUGUCUCCCUGCCCUUCCCCUGUGUCAGCAGCAGUAGCUUGUUGUGGAGGGUUGACCGUUGGUCCAGGUUGCAAUGGGGUUCACGUGAGGUUUCCAUUAGUCUGUGAUCAUCCAAUUCUCUGUUACUGCAUUAACACAUGGCUCUUGAACAACACAUGUCAUGGAACCAUUGGGCCAUAUUUUCAAAAUGACAUCAGAAAGUUGAAUCACUCCCACCAGGAUUUUUUCACUUAAGCAACUUCUAAAUAUUAUACUCCUCCUUAACUGGAAAAACAAAGAGUCAAAACAUGAGCCAAGACUUUCACUUGCAAUUAACAAAACCACUGUAAUUUUUUUUUAAAACUCAUGUCUCAGCGAAUGAAUCCCAGUGAAUCCUGGAGGGACUGGUGAAAGGUCACGGGGCUUGAUGGUGCUCCUCGAAUUUAGACAUCCUGCAACCAGGAGCAAUUCUGAAUCUGACUCAGAAGUGGUCACGUUGAUGAGUUUUUAGACUGUGCUGGAGGAAGAAAACAGCAUUGUGCUCAUGGGUGAAAGAAAUAUAGAUUUACUGUCUUACAAGUGACGGAAUGUGAUGACCAGUUGAAAAGAGCCAGUGUUUUGUACCUGGCAGUCACUGACAGGAAAAAAGACUAAGGAGAAGAAAAGCAGGGGGCGGGCGGUUCCUUUUCACUGUAGCGAGAUUAUAUUACGCGACAGUUUUUAGAGAGAGGUGCUCUGUACAGUAGACAGGACGGAGAAAUAGAUCAAUAAAUAUGACAAAUGAGAAAAUGAAAUAUGUUUAAAAUAUAGAUAGGAAAUAAGCAAAACAAUCACAGAUCAUAUUGGUAGGGUAGGAGAUUUUGUUUUUCCUGUCGCAGUUUUCACUAAAAUCCCCUUCACUAACCAUCCCAUUCAAUACUUUUACACAAAAACAUACAUUUUAGCCACGUGUGGAAUCGACAGAAAUGAAAGGUAAAUUUUAAUGGACCCUUCCAUGUGAUUGGGUGGUGAUGUGUCGAUCACACACACUGCUGUCAUUUGUCCCGCCCACUCUAUAUCUCCGUUCUCUCAAUUUGACUGGAGUCGACGUCAGGUAUGAGUCCAUGAUAACUUCGAAUAUGUACAGAAAUAAGUAAACCGUGGCUCAACACGGAUCACUCACCCUGUCUUUAAAAACACUUUCAUAGAUAAAUGAUUCCAUUAAAAUAAGAUGAAAAGGAAACUUUCAAUCGUGAAUGACUUAACUUCAAACUGUCAGAAUUCAAAAUAUGUGUUUUGAGCAAUACUUCUCUCUUUCUCUCCCUCAAUAGACUUUGAAAGUGUCCUAACAUGCGUGUGACUGAUAUUCAAGGAAGCAGAACACGUUUCACCACUUUUCAUGCAAUUGUUUUUGUUGGACAUGAUAAAAUGUCUGAUUCGAGGGAAACUACUUUUAAAUGACUUCAAAUCUCCAAAAUCUUCAAACCUUCUGUGUGAGGCAUCAGAAUACCAUGACUGAUGUAUUUGUAAACAGUAUAUAGCCUUUGCUACUAGCUAUUGAAACUCCUGUGUCACAAAAUGUAGAGGAUUAAACAAUGGAAACGCCAAAACGUAAACACCAGGAAUGUGUUAUAUACUGGCAACAUUUUAUUCAAAGUAAUUCACAUAGUACCUGAGCAGAGCAAAGCAAGGUUCUUGGAUGCAUAAGUGACAGCAGAUCUCUGUGUUAUUAAGGCUAACACAGCCUCAGGCUGUAUAUCUGAAGUUAAACAUUAUCAACAACAACAACAACAACAAAAAUAUGAUAGCAGGGAGCUCUUUUUUCCUUCUGGUCAAGAAUAAAGAAGGAGUUAAGUGUUACCCUCAUCACUUCAGCGAACUCGUCUCCACAACACAAUGGUGCGUUCCUUGGAUUCCAGAACUGGCAUUGCAUUCAAGCUUCUUCCAUUCCUCUUUGCAAACCUUAUUGCGACAAAAGCCAUAAUGCAGUACCAUCAGGGGAAAAGCUUGGAGCGACCUCCACCAUUUUUCAAGUUUUCAUCACUUAUUGUGAACGAUACCUCAUGUUUUUCAUUCAAAUCUCCUCGGGGAAGAAAAGCGAUGAGUGUGCCCAUAUUUCUUUCCCACAGCACUUUGACUGUGAGGGAAGUUGAUUCCAGAGCAAGAUUGAUAUGUGAAUGGCUCUCAUUCCUGUAAAUACUGGGGGGGAUUUAUGACGCUGUUCAUCCACGUGCUCCUACUUUUAAUAAAGAGGAGAGACCCUGGUCACCUUGUGCUCAGCUGGAUAAAUGAGGCCCACGUACGUCCCCGGUGUUGACCGUUACUCCUGCAGUGUCACGCCAGCUGUCGUUGAGAUUGAUGGCUGAGUCCCCCUGCACUGUCAGGUCAAUUGGUCAAUAUUAAAUGUGAAAGGUGACCUUAAGAAUGAAACACGAUGUUGAAGUGUAGCACCUCUGAUCUUGAACUGACUCGCCAGACAAGCAUGCCUCAUGUCUUUUAGUUUGUCUCCGGGAUCUUGAGGCAGAUGCAUAUUCAGAGGGAGUAGUCAUGUCACCAGAGGGCACCACUGUGCUUCAUUUUCGUCAGGCUUGCAGAGUGACAUUUUAGACCCAAAAACAGUUUCAGGAAGGGGAUGUGAGCAGCUCUUAGUAGUUGUGUGGCAGGUGAACCUGAAGCCCCAAUAUUAAAAGGCCACUGAUCAAAACAGCUCUGCUAAAUCCCCACUCCAGGCAGUGUUAUUAGUAACUAAACGCCUCACAGUUCACUUACACUGCUAAAGCUGAGUUUGAAUUUCUAUUCUCCAAGCAGUGUCUCAGAAAGAGAUGGUCAAGUAAACCAACAUGAUCAGAACUUGCAAUGUGAAAGAAAGUGCCUUUUCACAAUGGACACUGACCAGCUUGCAGCUACACAGCCCAACUAAACAACACUGUAUCUGUCAUGUUGGUCGACAGAAGACACGGGACACGUGAUUAAAUUACAGAAUUUAAUCGAUGGAAGGAACAAAUAAAUAGACAGACAAAUAACUAAAAGUGCCGGGAACCAAAACGCGGACUGGGAUCAACACACAGGGACAAGGGAGAAUCUGGAAAACAAGAGAGGCGGAUUAGAAUCACAGCCUAGAAAAGGGGGAGAACAGAAAACACACCCAGAGUUAAGAUCAACGCGGUGGAGAUAAACUGAAAGAAGAACGCACACUUGCACACAAGGAUUAAACUGUACGGAGAUCUAUAAAUAAUAAGUGAGACUGAAAUAACUGCUCACACGCAGACUGAAUAUAGAUUGGGAGAGAAACGAAAGUGGAGAAUAUAUCCACGGAAGGAAGAUUAGGAGAUGAACGCCAGCUGCGUAUGCCUGUGAAGGUUGAGGGAAGACAGGAAACGGAAACGAAAGAAAGUGCGGAUAUGACAGUAUCUAGUCUACAUAAAAAUAUAUAAUAACGAUAAUAAAUAUCGGAUUCUUUCUUUUGAGUUUUUGUUGGCUACUUUUUAAAUGCUUGUAACUGACCACUGCAGAGCCGCAGGUAGAUCAUUUCGUCUGCUCAGGGUAGACGUCACACCUGAAAGCACAGUGAGCCAUGACCGAGUCCUCCACCACAGUUUAUCCAGUUUGAUGAUUUUAUUUUUUAAACCUUUGAAACCCUUUGUCUUCCUCAAAGUUAGUCGAUUGUGAAAGUCAGGAUAAUUAGGGUAAUUUGGAAAAUUUGCAUGCCGACUGAUAAGUGAUUUGCCAGAUAAUCCUCCUCAUUCAUUUUAGUCCAUUACUUAACACGGCAAGCAAAUACAACGGUUACGUUGAAGCUGUGGAUGAUAUACUAUAUCGCAUCACAUCUCAUCUCUGCCUGCCUCUGGUUAGACAUACAACAGUCACUGUAACAUCAUAAUGUUGCAGUGUUAUGGUUCUUGCGGUGGGAGUGUGGGCCAGGCCACUGAUAAUAGACUUCGUGAACUUCAGUCACAGGCCUUCAAUGACAUGAUUGUCGCAGGACACAUGCGUCCUGCAGCUCUUGAAACGCUUCUUUCCUAGUGACCUCUCUGGCUGUUAAAGUGCCGAGCCUGACUGUUUUGAAAUUGAUGCACGCUUGAAAUGACAUUGAGACCAGGUAUAAAACAGCCACAAACCUACAAACAGUGCAUCGCAGAGGCGACAGUAAAACCAAAAGUCUUUCAAGUUCUAAACAAUUUCUGUGAUCCAACUUAGGAUGUGACGAUGUGAAAAUUUCACAUCACGGUAUUGAUCACAAUUUGAACGCUUCAUUUCUGCUUGCCACACAUCACUUGAGACAGUAAAUCUAAUAUUGAAUAUUUAUAUAUUGAUAGAUAUUGAUCAGAAUAUUCAUCAGAGAAUCCGCAAGACUGUCAAACACUCAUAUAUAUUCUGUACACACAUGCAUACUGGAAACACAUCAUGCUGCUCGCUGUAUAUCUCAUGUGCAGAGACCUGCGGACACUCCGCUCUCAUUGCACCCAAAAAUGUAUUUUAAAUGAGAAUUGUUUGGUAACUUAAAAAAAAUUGUCCUUCAUUGAAGUACUAUAGAAACAUUGGAUUUUCGACUUAUUAGAUUGUAUAUUGAUAGAGUGUCUCCUCCCUUCUCAACUCUCUAUGUCAGAGUUUAGUCCCAAAAAACAAAACAUGACACAAUCUUACCUCUUAAUGGUGUUGACCUUAAAAAAGUAGCUUGUCCUGUUGCCACCUAGUGGCAAAAGCAUUGUUUUUUUAUCAAAGUUGCAACUUUGGAGUGACAUAUGGGUUUGUUUCAUUAGCCACUAGCAACAUGCAAAUUAAUUUACAAACUAACUCGGGUGUUUCGUCCGCUGUCUCACCUGCUUAAUGUCACUUCCCCAGAAUGAAACCGUGAUCUCAAUAGACACUUAAACAGACGUCCAAUGGCUGUGCAAGAACAUUUCCUAAUGGCCAUGUGUCCCCACACAUCACCGCCCAAAAUGUCUAAAUGAAUGAGAGAAUGAGCGCUAAUAGUCCAGGGUCCGCCAGCCGCUUGCCUUCGUAAAUGCUGUAUUGGUCCUCCAGACACAAAGCACUGACUCCUCUGGUUUUGCACCCUCCACAGGCUCCUUUUCAAAAUACCCUCUUCUUUCUUUCCUGUCCCUUGCUGUCUUUUCCCAUUCCUGUCUUUUAACUUGACUUUUUCAUCCUCCUGCUUCUCACUUGGGAAACCUGCCCCCCCCUACUGAUCUGUCUCACCGUAGCCUUGUUGAUCUAUGCCUUUUCCUGUGUGUGGGUUUGCUGUCUGCCUUUCUCACACUUUUUGGUCUUUUCCCCUCUGCCUGUUGUUACUCUUUCUCCCCCUCUAUUGCUCUCUGCUACGGUCCCCCCAAAUUUCCCGUGCUCUCUUCUCGUAGUGGGGCAGUAUCAGUCGGUCAGAAGGGUGCGGCGAGUGGGCACGGGGAUGAAGGGGGGGUCCCAUAUCGCAGUGACAGCGUGAAAAGCAUGGUGACAGAGGGAGCGAAGGCCGGGAGGUGGCAGACCGUCCAGGGCCACAUGCAGUCUGGAGGACUCAGACCCAACAAGUGAGUUCAGAACCAAACAGGAUGAUAAAAUGAAGAAAAAAAAAUGUUGUUUUAUAUAUUGAAUCGGAGUUAAACUACAUAUCAAUGACGACUGUAGGGACUGUUGCUCUGGUGUCAAGGCCGAAGGUGAGGGCAGAGUCGGAGGCCUCCAGGGAAACAUGAUGAUAACAAUAGCUGGUGCAGCUGACUCUCUAACCAGGGAGGUGAAAUGCGGCUGAAAACUAUGAUUCAUUAAAAUGUGAAAGGUGCUCGAGGAAAAGCGACAGUCAGUUUUUGCCACGAAGGCGUGCGUCACACUUUCAAUGAGGAACCUGUCUGAACCUGCACCACUGUCUCUCUCAGGCCUGGUGUCGAGAACGAAGCAGUUCAUUUUCAGCUCUGUAUGAUUUUUGCACCUUUCUUUGGCACCUCAUGCCACCGACUUCUCCCUUCAUAACACAUUUACACUCUCUACCAGCUCCCUCCUCAUUCCUGUCCUCUCUCCUCCCCUCCUCAUCUUUCUUUUUGCCCCCGUCUAUAAUUGGAUUCUAUUUUCAGGCUGCUAUAAGUGUCUGUGUUUCUUUGUGUCUCGCACCCUAUUUUCUUCUCCUCCUCCAUUGUCACCCUUCACUGUUAUCAUUUCACUCCAUCUUUCCUUUGUCGUGUUAAGCGUUUCUAAUACUGUAUUUGAGAAUGCAGUUGUAGAUUUAAGGAAAUCAUUAGUCCCGACUCAGUGUCUGAAUUUUGUGCAGCUUAUUGUCAGAACUGUUUCCUUAGUGUCCGUUUUCAUGAGACUUUAAGUUGCUCUGGUGUUCCCAUUUUAAUAGGUUAACAUCUAUUAAAGAAGGGCACUAUGAGGAGACUUGGACAUCUUCUGCAUCUAUUACGCUCCGGUGAUGUUAGAAACAUUGAAAGUUAUCAGCCAAUUAAAAAGAAGCACAUUUAAAAAGGAGGCGGCGAGAAAUCCUCUGUGCCGCUGGGUUGGCUGCUGGAAUGUCCCUGGAGAGGUGGCAUCUAUUUAAAAGAGCACCAAGAAAGAGACUCUAUCAGAGAUGGAGAAGUGGAUUGAUGGUUGAAGACAUGGGGAUUUCUCAACAAAACAGAAAAACCUUAUCAGGAGUGCCUGGAAGCUGCAAAACAAAGAGCCGAGCACUUGGUCGCGGUCAUCUGUCGCCAAUUUCCCAUUUGCCUGUGCGGAUAGUAAACAUUCGGCCUCCGCCGCCUCGCAUCACGGCCUCAAGGAAGCAGCACCCUCAGAGCGCACAGACACACAAGUUUCGUUCACGUCAGACGCGCGGGGCGAGCACGCAGUUAGCGCACGUUUUGGUGGCGAAACUCCGUGAGCAACAUUCAUCGCACAGCGAUCACUCGUGCUGCACUUUCUACUGCUACCUCUGCUACUGCUGUUAUUGCUGCUGCCUCACGUUGCUCUCCUUCUCUCUCCUCCUCCUCCUGUCUCCAACUCCUCACACCCCCAACUCUUCAUCCUUUGAUAUCACUCUUCUUGACUUCUUCUCUCAAACACUGUCUUCCUGUCUGGAUGAACAUUCUGGUAUCAACUUGACCUCCUCUCCUGUGUCCUCUUGCUGCUCUGUGCCACCGUGUCUUAUCUCCGAACUCUCUGUCCGUCCCCCCUCGUCUCAACUCUUGUCCCCUGGACACCUGUCCCCUCCUCCUUUCUCUUCUGACUCCUUCCCUCUUCACCGCCCUUUCCUCUGCCGACCAUGGGCAUCAUCACGCACUCUCUCUUCCCUCCUACUUUGCCCUCCCAGCUUCGGGGAUCCAGUCCUCUCCUAUGCGUCCACUUUGGAGCACAUCCCUACUCGACCUCGGACGCUACUGCGGCAGCAGAGUCUCCAACAGCCUCUCAUCCACCCCCCCGGCCCGGGUCUCGGCCACCCUCCCACCACAUCCCAGAGUUUGGGACAAUUGCACACAGCACCUGGACAGCCCAGUGGAGCGGGUGCUGGGAAAGCAGAGGGCGGUGGCGGCGGCAGUGAGGGUGGGGGCACAAGAGGUGGCCCAAAGGGUUCACGAGGAAGCCCAGCAGGAGCUGGCGCGUCUCGCUAUAGGGGAGGUGGAGCCGGUGCGCGCUCACGUGCCAAUCCAGGCAGCUGGGAUUACAUGAUGGACCAGAUGCGGAAUCGUGGCCUGGAUGUCAGGUCUUUCCUUGAAGGAAAGCUGGUGGUCCUGGCUUUGGCCAUCGGUGUGGCCGAGCAAGAUGACUUUGCCAAUAUCCCUGACCUGCAGGAAACUCCACAGGCCGCACCAGCAGCCAGCCAGGAGCCCUCGCUUGAGAAGAGGGGCAACAAGCCAGCUAACAGUCCCAAAGGGCAACCCCCUGAUGCUGACGGUCACUCCUCUGUAACUGACCUGGCCAACUCUCUCACCGGGGACAUGGUGAUGCUGUCUCCAGGUUCAGAGGAUGAUGAUGGUGAAGGACCCAUCAGUGAGAAGCUGGGCCGAAUCCAGUUCAGCAUCGGCUACAGUUUCCAGAACACAACUCUCACCGUCAAAGUUCUCAGGGGACAAGACCUCCCAGCCAAGGACUUCUCCGGCACCUCAGAUCCUUUCGUCAAAAUCUACCUGCUGCCUGAUAAGAAGCACAAGCUGGAGACCAAGGUCAAGAGGAAGAACCUCAACCCCCACUGGAACGAAACGUUUCUGUUCGAGGGUUUCCCAUACGAGAAGGUGAGAGAGCGCACUCUUUACCUUCAGGUGUUGGACUACGACCGCUUCAGCCGGAAUGACCCCAUCGGAGAGGUGUCAAUCCCCCUUAACAAGGUGGAACUGGGCCAGAUAAAAACCUUCUGGAAGGAGCUGAAGCCCUGCAGUGAUGGAAGUGGGAGACGAGGAGACCUGCUGGUGUCUCUCUGCUAUAAUCCCACUGCCAACACCAUCACUGUGAACAUCAUCAAAGCGCGUAAUCUUAAAGCCAUGGAUAUCGGUGGCACCUCAGACCCGUACGUGAAGGUGUGGCUGAUGCACAAAGACAAACGUGUGGAGAAGAAGAAGACGGUGACGAUGAAGCGCUGUCUCAACCCCGUCUUCAACGAGUCCUUCCCCUUCGACGUGCCCGCCCAUGUGCUGAGGGAGACCACCAUCAUCAUCACUGUCAUGGACAAGGACAGACUUAGCCGCAACGAUGUGAUCGGCAAGAUCUACCUGUCUUGGAAGAGCGGCCCCGGAGAGGUGAAGCACUGGAAGGACAUGCUGGCUCGGCCACGCACUAACGUUGCUCAGUGGCACGCCCUCAAGGCCUGAUCGCACCUCCCAGCUUCUUCCAUGGCCCCUUCCUGUCUUCUAUCAUCCCCCCCGCUCCCUCCCC
Molecule: messenger RNA, 10625 nt
Organism: Synchiropus splendidus (mandarinfish)
Lineage: Eukaryota; Metazoa; Chordata; Actinopteri; Syngnathiformes; Callionymidae
Gene: syt7a
Product: synaptotagmin VIIa
Exons: 8
Coding region: 8291-10561 (756 amino acids)
Biological process (GO): cellular response to calcium ion; regulation of calcium ion-dependent exocytosis; calcium-ion regulated exocytosis
Cellular component (GO): synapse; membrane; synaptic vesicle
Molecular function (GO): phosphatidylserine binding; clathrin binding; SNARE binding
Source: RefSeq, a predicted model, not a curated record